CACUUUAUAUAAAGCUUACUUGUGUCCAAAAAUCUCACAUCUCCGGCGCAAUUUUUAACAGAGAAAGGCAACCAUGGGUAUAUCUCGUGACUCAAUCCACAAGAGGCGUGCCACUGGAGGCAAGCAGAAGGGAUGGAGGAAGAAGCGAAAGUACGAGAUGGGAAGGCAGCCAGCAAACACCAAGUUGUCCAGCAACAAGACGGUCAGAAGAAUCCGUGUUCGUGGAGGUAACGUCAAGUGGCGUGCGUUGAGGCUUGAUACUGGUAACUACUCCUGGGGAAGUGAAGCUGUUACUCGCAAGACCAGAGUCCUUGAUGUGGUCUACAAUGCUUCCAACAACGAGUUGGUUCGUACCAAGACUCUUGUGAAGAGUGCCAUUGUUCAGGUUGAUGCCGCUCCUUUCAAGCAGUGGUAUCUCCAGCACUAUGGUGUUGAGGUUGGUCGCAAGAAGAAGACUGUUCCUUCCGCUGCCAAGAAAGAAGGAGAGGAUGGUGAGGAUGCUGCUCCAGCUGCCGCUGCACCUGAGGAGGUGAAGAAGAGCAACCACGUCCAGAGAAAGAUUGAGAGCCGUCAAGAAGGUCGUAGCCUUGAUUCCCACAUUGAGGACCAGUUUGCAAGUGGGCGUCUGUUGGCUUGCAUCUCAUCAAGGCCUGGCCAGUGUGGAAGAGCUGAUGGAUACAUUCUUGAGGGUAAAGAAUUAGAAUUCUACCAGAAGAAGAUCCAGAAGAAGAAGGGAAAGGGUGCUGCUUAAAAGCUUGUUCCUUGCCUGAAACCUUUUGUUUUCUUCAAACAUGUUUUGAGUUUUCAUUUUGUAAUACUGUCCGAGAACUUAUGUUUUUGGAUUAGCUUGACAUCAUUUAUCGUAAUACUCCCAUCCUUUAUUGUGGUGCAAUAUUUUGUGAUUUA
This is a messenger RNA of Brassica oleracea var. oleracea, 906 nucleotides long. RefSeq names its product 40S ribosomal protein S8-1-like. Gene Ontology annotation, biological process: translation; maturation of SSU-rRNA from tricistronic rRNA transcript (SSU-rRNA, 5.8S rRNA, LSU-rRNA). Gene Ontology annotation, molecular function: structural constituent of ribosome. NCBI's taxonomy places the organism in Eukaryota, Viridiplantae, Streptophyta, Magnoliopsida, Brassicales, Brassicaceae. The coding region runs from base 74 to 751 and encodes 225 amino acids. The record is from RefSeq and is a predicted model, not a curated record. Gene Ontology annotation, cellular component: ribosome; cytosolic small ribosomal subunit. The transcript has 5 exons.